Messenger RNA from Micromonas pusilla CCMP1545, 990 nucleotides. RefSeq lists its product as uncharacterized. NCBI's taxonomy places the organism in Eukaryota, Viridiplantae, Chlorophyta, Mamiellophyceae, Mamiellales, Mamiellaceae. The record is from RefSeq and is a predicted model, not a curated record. Bases 1 to 990 code for a protein of 329 amino acids. The transcript has a single exon.
AUGACCUGCCGGCCGUCCCCAAGCAAGUCCCCGGUUCAAAGCCUCGCGAGGCGACGACAGGACGACGCCCUUCAACGCGGCGGAGCCAUGGACAUCAGCGACUUCGAGUUCGCGCCGCCGUGCACGCAGGACGACGCGCCCGUCGCGCGGAUCGAGCCGCGCGCGGACGACAGCGCGCGCGCGGCCGCGGCCGCGACCGCGGACCCGACCCCCGCGGCGGCGCGCGCGCGGGCGUCCCCGCCCUCGCGCGAGGACGCGCGAGCGGACGCGCGCGCGCCGCCGUCGCCGCCGUCGCCGCCGAUGUCGCUCGCGUACGAGAUCGCGCUGGAUCUGACCCCGGCGGAGCCCGCGACGCGCGACGCGGCGCCGGAGGAGGCGACGCGAGGGGAGGACGCGCUCGCGACGACGACGACGACGACGACGACGACGCGACCGCCGCCGCCGCCGCCGCCGCCGCCGCGCGCGCGCUUUCGGUACCCGUCCUGCGAAGAACCCGACGGCGCCGCGGCGUCGCCGCCCGUGAACCGCGAGGACUCGCCCGUCGAAGACGACGACGCGACGGCGACGGAGGUCGACCCGAACCCCGGGUCGCGGUCGCCGUACUUCCAGAGCCUCUCGCCGUCGUCGUCGCCGCCGCGCGAAGCGCCGCCGCCGCCGCCGCCGCCGCCCGCGCCCGCGCCCGCGCCCGCGGUCGUCGUCCCGGACGAUCGCGACGGGAUCGCCGCGACGACGGAGCGCGACCGCGACGUUCUCGCGCGCGCGGCGCGCGACGCGAAGGACGCGCUCUCGCGAGGCGCCGACGCGGCGAGAGAGGUCGCGUCGAGCGGGCUGGACGCGUUUCUCGCCGCGUUGGAACGCGACGGCGGCGCCAUCGAACGCGCGUGCGCCGACGUCCGCACGCGCGCGCUCGCGAAGCGUCGGCGGCUCGCGGACGCGAAGGAUCGGUUCUGGAGGAUGCAGGACGAGAUCGCGGCCGCGUUCGACGCGUGA